GCUGAUUGUAGAGUGCAACAAGUUGGCAGCGCCCUUACUACGCCGGUUUUUCGACAAAAUUGUUUUAUAAGAAAUAACAAAUUAAUGUUUUAACCGCUUGAAAUGUUGCGAAGUCUCGUGCGCAGCUUGGAGACGGCCUUCCAGUUGAAUAGGCCGUUGAAUGCCAACGCAGGCCCGCGUCUCUGCUUCAGACGCUCGCUCUUUUCCCAGAUUGAAAGCCAUGCCGUUCCAAGGAAGUCUCUGUUGACGGGUGCGACGACGGCGCCUGGCGGCAGCGAGACCGACAACGAGUAUGUGCCGUAUCGGCCAGAGCUGGAGACGGGCACCAAGGCCAGCGUCCUGGUUGAAUUGCUGCGGGAACGCUUCCGCUUCUCGGACGCAGAGCUAAAGCGGAUCAUGACCGACGAUGUGGUGUAUCGCAACUACCGCGGACGCUCCCUGGCCUUGACAUUGGACACGCUGCAUGCGGAAGGGGUUAGCAGGCGCAGUUUGGUUGAAUAUCCCUGGAUAAUAGGCCAGGACAGCAAACGCCUGGAGCUAAAGUUGCAGCUGAUCAAGUCAAUGGAUAUCACGGAUAUCAACCAUUUCGUGCCUUUCCUGCGCCUCACUGUGCCACGCCUGCGUAAGCUGGUCAGCGGUCUGAACUCGGAGAGGAGCGCGAUGCCGCAGAGGAACCGCGUCUACUACAUCAGCGACAAGCUGGAAGUCAGUCCCGAUCUCGUGGCCAAAUACCUCUCGAAGCGACUCUUUAUACUGGAGAUGCCGUACGAAAUGUUCGAGAAGAACCUCCAUCACAUGAUUGAGUACAAUGUGUCGCCGAUUAACAUCCUGAAGGAUCUUUGGGCCUUUCGCUACACUCCCAAGGCUGUGCAGUUGCGGCUGGAGCGCGCGAAGCGGGCCAAAAAAGACAAGAUUAUGCCAUGGAUGGUGCGCUGCCCAGAGCCCAUAUUACAGCGUUCGCUGAAGUUGUCCCUGGACGAGCUGCAAGUGCUGGGCAAAUUCUCCUCGGUGGUGGAGUAUGUGGCGCAUCGGCUGGGCUUUACUGUCAGCGAGGCUAAGGGGAUUAUGGACAGGCAUCCGCAGGUGCAUACCGUGCGGGUGACAAAGAUCAAGGAGGUGAUCGACUAUCUGAUUGAUGAGGCCCAAUUUACGAGAUUCGAGGUGGCCCAAGUGCCUCGUGUUCUGUGCCAUAGCCUUAAGACCACCAAGAAACGAAUAGAGGAGCUGAAGUCCCAUGGCUGUCGACCCUCGUCCCUUGUCAUCAUCUGUCGCAGCAAGAGGGAGUAUGAUAAGUUCCUACAGCAUUGGGUAAGCCAUGCCAGAGAUCCAGAAGUUGUUUCUGGGCUGUAAGAUAAAGAGAUGGGUUCUGGAAGUUGAUGGCUCAGUAUGUUGAUGUUAUAUUUAAGUGUUUGCAUUGAAUAAAAUGUAUGCCAGAGAAUUUUCCACCAAG
Molecule: messenger RNA, 1450 nt
Organism: Drosophila kikkawai
Lineage: Eukaryota; Metazoa; Arthropoda; Insecta; Diptera; Drosophilidae
Gene: mTTF
Product: mitochondrial transcription termination factor
Biological process (GO): regulation of DNA-templated transcription; termination of mitochondrial transcription
Cellular component (GO): mitochondrial matrix
Molecular function (GO): double-stranded DNA binding
Source: RefSeq, a predicted model, not a curated record